UACCGACCUUUUUCCGUUAUAAAGCUUCCAUAAUUCCACCACAUGAGGUCACGAAGAUCAAUUCGGAGUUAACUUAACCUAUCAUUCUUGCACAGCAUAAACAAUAAAUAUAUGGCAAGUCGUUAGAGAUCGAUUUAUUUGUUAAUAUAUCCAAGGUUGUAAAACAUAACAAAUAAUUAUAUUGGUUGAUUUAAAAAAUAAUACGAAGGACAAGUAGCUGAAAUUGUCAGGAGAAACUCAAUUUAACUAAUCUACGAAAGGAUGGCUGCUGAAGAAAAUUUUGAGCAGACAAAUAAACAAACAGAUGGCUGGACAAACGAACAGAUGGAUGAACGAACGGACGGCCAGAUCAACACUUUCGAGGAUGAAGAAGCAGAAAUUCCAAUUGGCGGAACUCUGCCCGGUGGAAGAAAACGUCUCUUCUCUAAGGAACUGCGCUGCAUGAUGUAUGGCUUCGGUGAUGAUCAGAAUCCUUAUACAGAAAGCGUUGACUUAUUAGAGGAUUUGGUUAUCGAAUUUAUAACGGAGAUGACACAUCGAGCCAUGGAGAUUGGACGCACGGGACGAGUUCAAGUGGAAGACAUUGUAUUUUUAGUGAGAAAGGAUGCUAGAAAAUAUGCUAGAGUGAAAGAUCUUUUAACAAUGAAUGAGGAACUUAAGAAAGCAAGAAAGGCUUUUGAUGAAGUUAAAUAUGCAGAAUAACGUCAUUGAGUCCCACACCUUGAUAAGAAGAACCGCACAGCGCCAGAGGAAUAUGGUGCGCGGAAAUGUAAUCGUGGAUGCGUUUUAUACGUGCGUUGUGACCCACGACGUGCUGCGGAAUACAGUCCUUCAGAACGGCAACGUUGUGCGCGACUGGUUCCUCCUCGAUUUGUAAGAUAUUCUUGGUGUGAUUAAUCGCCGUCGUUAACAGUUGCUCCUCCGACGGAUUCAGCCCAAAAUGUUUUUCGAACCACGCACCUCCCAUCAUUACCGUCAAUACCUAAGUCAUAUGUAUUAAUCACACAAUAUUUUGUACAUAAUUUAUUAUUGAAAAUAUUUUUUUACAUGUUGCAUAAUUUAUUCUUUUCACAGCUUUGUAUGUACAAAAAUAAAAAAUGCAUUAAAAAUGAAGAUUGAA
This is a messenger RNA of Solenopsis invicta (red fire ant), 1120 nucleotides long. RefSeq names its product transcription initiation factor TFIID subunit 13 (gene Taf13). The transcript is spliced from 5 exons. Gene Ontology annotation, biological process: transcription by RNA polymerase II. Gene Ontology annotation, cellular component: transcription factor TFIID complex. NCBI's taxonomy places the organism in Eukaryota, Metazoa, Arthropoda, Insecta, Hymenoptera, Formicidae. The record is from RefSeq and is a predicted model, not a curated record. Gene Ontology annotation, molecular function: protein heterodimerization activity. The coding region runs from base 262 to 702 and encodes 146 amino acids.